Aspergillus terreus NIH2624 is the source of this 1953-nucleotide messenger RNA. Its product is annotated as putative protein kinase (Lkh1). Gene Ontology annotation, biological process: protein phosphorylation. Gene Ontology annotation, molecular function: protein kinase activity; ATP binding. Bases 1 to 1953 code for a protein of 650 amino acids. Lineage: Eukaryota; Fungi; Ascomycota; Eurotiomycetes; Eurotiales; Aspergillaceae. The transcript has 6 exons. The record is from RefSeq and is a predicted model, not a curated record. Gene Ontology annotation, cellular component: nucleus.
AUGUCGACUCCCUCAACCGCGACCGCGACCCAUCCGACGACGACGCAUCAUCAGCCACACUACGGAUAUCAUCAACCCUACCAGCCAAGCGUAUCCUAUCCGACCACGUCCGCCACGACUGCCGCUCGUCUAGCCACCUCCUCCUACCCCUUCACAUCCACCGCAACGACAACGACUCUUCCCUACGCUCCAUCUCCCAAAACCUUGCCGACCCCGUCUACCGCCACGAUGGCUCAAGCCCACCCCGGAAGGAGGAAGAAGCCGGACUGGGGCGAAUUUUACAAGAAUGGCAUUCCCAAGGAGGUCAUUGUCAUUGAUGACACCCCUCCGCCCGACUCGGCCAACAAGCCUGCCGCGCGCAACGUCGCCCCGGCCGCUGGCAGUAAUAACACCGGAUCCCAACCCGCAGGCAAGAGACGCCGAACCGGCAUCGAAACCGCCUACGAAAUGGGCUACUAUGACCGCCCCUCAUACUCCAUCAACCCCCAGCGCUACGGGGAAGAGUCCUCCGCCGCCUCCCUCUCCACCGAUCGGACGACCUCCCUCCAUACGACGGCUCCCACCUCCCUCUCCCAAGGGAGUUCCGGUGCCAGCAAUGGCAUCUACUACGAGGAUGCCAAUAUCGGUCAGAAGCGCAAGCGGGUCGCCACCCGCAAAUCCACCCGCGACGAGCAAAAACGCCGCGAGCUGGAAACCGCCGCUGAUGCGUUCUUGAGCUACGUGCCUCCCCCGAAGCCUCCCAUCAAAGCCAAGGACGUUCCGGUCCCGGUGAUUCGUGAUAAUUUUAGUCGCACCGAAAAAUACGAUGACGAUGACGGUCAUUAUAUUGUGAAUCCGAAUACCCCCUUGACCGAUCGAUACUCCAUUAUCAAAUUGCUUGGACAAGGCACGUUUGGAAAGGUGGUGGAGGCCUAUGAUAAACAACGCAAAACUCGGUGCGCGGUCAAGAUCAUUCGUUCGAUCCAGAAGUAUCGGGACGCGUCCCGGAUCGAGCUGCGGGUACUGUCCACUCUUGCCUCCAACGACCAGUCCAAUCGAAACAAGUGCAUCCACCUGCGGGAUUGUUUCGAUUAUCGAAAUCACAUUUGCAUCGUGACGGAUCUGCUGGGACAGAGCGUCUUUGACUUCCUCAAGGGCAACGGCUUCGUGCCUUUCCCCAGCAGCCAGAUCCAGAACUUUGCCCGGCAACUCUUUACGAGUGUAGCUUUCCUCCACGAUCUCAACCUCAUUCACACCGACCUGAAACCCGAAAACAUCCUCCUGGUCAACAACAACUACCAGACCUUCACCUACAACCGACAUAUCCCCUCCUCCUCAUUCGCCAUCUCUCGUAAAGCCACGCAACGACGUGUCCUGCUGGACAGCGAGAUUCGUCUGAUUGACUUCGGCUCAGCUACCUUUGAUGAUGAAUAUCACUCAUCGGUAGUGUCCACCAGACAUUAUCGAGCGCCUGAGAUUAUCCUGAACUUGGGCUGGAGUUUCCCAUGUGACAUCUGGAGUAUCGGGUGUAUUCUUGUCGAAUUCUACACCGGUGAUGCCUUGUUCCAGACACACGACAACCUGGAGCACCUUGCUAUGAUGGAGGCGGUCAUCGAUGACAAGAUUGACAGCAAGCUUGUCCGGCAAGUCAUGCAAGGCGGACGGAGCGGGAAUCAAAAUCAAGCUGCCAAAUACUUCUAUCGGAGCAAGCUCAACUAUCCCAAUGACGAUACCACCCGGGCCUCCCGAAAAUACGUCAAGGCGAUGAAGCCAUUGGAGCAUUUUAUCCCCCAGGGGAACAAGUUCCACCGGUUAUUCCUGGAUCUGUUGAAGCGUAUCUUCGUGUACGAUCCGAAGCAGCGUAUCACCGCCAAAGAAGCCUUGAAGCAUCCUUGGUUCAAGGAGAGCCUCAUCGAUGACGGUACUGAAGCGUUGCGGAUCAAGGAACAAUUGUCCCGCAACUUCGGCCGUUAG